This is a messenger RNA of Penicillium manginii, 972 nucleotides long. RefSeq names its product SMP-30/gluconolactonase/LRE family protein. The transcript has 3 exons. The record is from RefSeq and is a predicted model, not a curated record. The coding region runs from base 1 to 972 and encodes 323 amino acids. Lineage: Eukaryota; Fungi; Ascomycota; Eurotiomycetes; Eurotiales; Aspergillaceae. Gene Ontology annotation, biological process: L-ascorbic acid biosynthetic process. Gene Ontology annotation, molecular function: calcium ion binding; gluconolactonase activity.
AUGACUGAACCCCUCGAAUCAAUCGAUGGCGGAAAACCCUGGUAUUACUGCCCUGACCCUAUGGUCCUUGGCGAAGCCCCAAUAUAUCGAGCCAGUGACUCAACUCUACACUGGGUGGACUGUCUCUCGGAGCCCUCAAGACUAUACAUCCUCAAGGUAGACCCCCACACUGGCGAUGCCAUUGGAGAUGCUCGUGUGCUUCCUCUUGACGAUAGCGUGACGGUGGCAUUCUUCUGCAAAGACCGACCUGGCAGUUACAUCGCCGCGUACUAUCAAGGUGUAUGUUUCCUAGAUGAGGCCACGGGCAAGUUCGAGGUCGUGAAGGAAAUAAUCCCCACAGACCAGCGAGAUGAGCUCCGCUUCAAUGAUGGUGGCAUUGACGCACAUGGCCGGUUCUGGCUGGCUGAGAUCGAUAAGCGGGCAAUGGCAUUCGGGCCCAACCAACUUCCAGACUCCUAUGGAACACCCAAAGGCCGACUAUGGAGAUAUGAUCCGGAUGGCAGCUUACAUCUGAUGAUUCCCGAGGGGGUGGUUUGCGGGAAUGGGCUUGCAUGGAGCCCAGACAACACGAUUAUGUACUUCAAUGACUCGGUCGCAAUGAUGGUGUUUGCAUUUGACUUUGACUUGGAGACAGGCAACAUCUCAAACAAGCGACUUCUUAUUGACAGGCGAUCGUCUUAUGGAGAGCCGGAUGGUAUGGUGGUCGACACUGAGGGGAAUCUCUGGAUAGCUGUGUUUGCAUCUCAUCGAAUUAUGGUCUUUAGUCCCGAAGGAAAACAUUUGAAAGAUGUUGUGGUGACGGCCAAGAACCCGGCCUGCACCACAUGGGGCGGAGUGAACCAUGAUAUUAUCUUCAUGGCAAGUGGAAAGGAUCGUACUCCCAAUCCAGAUCCCAACGAUGAGGGCGGCCAUAUGUUCAAAUAUCAUCCUCAGCACGCCAAAGGGUAUGCGAAGUUUGAGUUCGCAGGAUAG